Messenger RNA from Trichomycterus rosablanca, 1624 nucleotides. RefSeq names its product TNFAIP3 interacting protein 2 (gene tnip2). The transcript is spliced from 6 exons. The record is from RefSeq and is a predicted model, not a curated record. Gene Ontology annotation, biological process: cellular response to lipopolysaccharide; positive regulation of canonical NF-kappaB signal transduction; toll-like receptor 2 signaling pathway. Gene Ontology annotation, molecular function: K63-linked polyubiquitin modification-dependent protein binding. The coding region runs from base 13 to 1308 and encodes 431 amino acids. NCBI's taxonomy places the organism in Eukaryota, Metazoa, Chordata, Actinopteri, Siluriformes, Trichomycteridae.
GAUAUCAGCAAGAUGGACGAGGACGUUUCCAAAGUGCGGAGCUGCUCCACCAUCAACACGUUUUAUCACGAAACCCAGCAGGAGGUUCUCAACCUAAAAAAGCAGAUUCGCUCCAAGGACGGAAUUAUAGCCGAUUUGAAAGCUAGGUUAUUUAAAUAUGAGAGAACGUGUUUCUCGGAGGGAGAAGAAGCGUGUCUGGUUGGACCAUCCAAAUCACUGGUGGAGAGUUUGUGUAGAGAAAACUGCAGACUGAACCAGCAGCUGAAGGAGACUGAAGUGGACAUGUCCCAAAAACUGGAGUCCUUCAAAAGAGAGAUCCAGAUUCUGCAGCAGACGCUGAGGGAGAAGGAGCAGGAACUGGACCGGCCUGAACAUGAAAAGGACCGUGAGAUCCAGCAUCUAUGUGCCAGACUGGAAGCACGCAAUCGGGCACAGGCUACCCAGGAUGUCCUGUGCAACUCCCUGGCUGACGAAGCAGAACAGCUAAGGGGACAACUGGGUACCACUGUUCGAGUAUGUGAGGAGCUGCUGGGAAGACUGGAGAAACAGAAGAACAGAGCAGCUAAUACUGAAUACAAGUCCCAAAACAAUGAGACGACAGAUUCCUCUGAAGUUGCACGUCUGAAUGGCGUUGUCAUGAAGUUACAAGAAGAGAACCAGCAGCUUCAAAAGAGAGUGGCAUAUGUAGAACACCUGAACUCAAAAUGGCAGAAAUAUGAUCUGAGUAGAGAGGAGUACGUCAGGGGGCUGUGUCAGAAGCUUAAGGAGACCAGCGGGUUGGCGCAGUGCCCAGGUCCGGCAGUGGGCACCACGACUCUGUACCAGCAGGAGAUCAGCAGGCUGAACGGGUUACUGGAGGAGAGGAUGCUGGAGUGUGAGAGGCUAAGCAGAGGGAAAGAGGAGUGUCUGCAGAGAGACCGCGAGAAAAUACAGAUGCUCGAACAACAGGUUUUGGCCUACAUAGAAGAUUUCAAGUCAGAGAGAGCGGACAGAGAACGGGCCCAGAGCAAAAUCAUGGAUCUUCAGGAGGAAAUAGUGCGUCUACAGCUGCAAAUCCAAGCACAGAAUACCCGGGAAGCACCAACACGCCGGAUAUUACCCAGCCUCAAGAAACCAAACCGUAAACAGACAGAAACAGCAGAGCCACUAUUGCGGAACAGCCCUCCGGACACUAGUGCCAGGCGGGCAGCGUGUCAGUUGGCAUCACCCGGCUCCUCCGAGCUUCAGUGCCCGCGGUGCCUGACCAUGUACGAUGAUAAACACACAGCAGAAUAUAUGAACCACUGGGAGGAGUGUGCGAAACUCUGACCUCUGCACUUCACACUCCCACAGACAAUAAACGAUGCACUACAGAAGUGUGUGGACACCAUGGGAACGUACAGGUACGACCAGGAUGGAGCCAAAGUAAACGCUGGACAGGCAAACUCAAGUCGUCAGACUGCACAAGCAGAUGGAAAUGAUUCUGACUUCUUUCAGAUUUAAUCUACACAAUAAUCCGAACAGGAAAGAAACUCGUGUCUGGACUGUGACAGUCGACAGAUCUUUCCUAAACCAGAUCCAUCAUCACUUAUCAGGUUUGUAGACUUACAGAGCACAGAGACCCUGAUGUUUCAAAUGACAAAAG